AAGUAAAAACGGUUUUAAUUUUAAAAUUUAAUAAAGAUGAAGUUAUCCAUUGCAAUAGGCGUUUUAACAGUUUUAACUGUUGUUUGUUCUUACCCCCAACGAAGAAGCGAACAUAACAGUAACACUCAUCCAGAAACUAAUUCAAUAAGUGGGAACGGUGAUAAUCCAGUAUUGUUCUUGAAUAGUGAUCGCUAUAAUGGAGUCGAACACAACUUUGAAGAUUAUCACAAAGAAAACUCUAAGAAAACGGAGGUAAAAGAUUCUGAAGAUAAUGUUUAUAAUAAACCCAUUAAAAGAAUGUCGGGAAUAGUUCCAAAAAAACAAGAUUCGGGAACUAUUAAGGAUAAUGACAAAGAUUUAAAAGUGCAAAACAGAAGAAGGGAGAAGAGAAAAGCUGAGGAUGAAGAUGGUGAUGUAAAUAACAAAGAUGUAAAUGAAGAAAAACGUGAAAAUAAGAAUGAAGUGGAUAUAGAUGAAGAAACUAACCAAGACAAAGAUGAGAAAAAAGACAAGAGUUCAAAUGAUUACAACGUUUCAGAUACUUACAGAAAUGAAAAUCAUGACAUUAAUAAUGAAGUUCAAAAUAAUAAGGAAGACAAAAAUAACAAAGACGUAUUUAUGAAAAAAGACACGAAUAAAAAUUAUAAUGACGAAGACGAGAAGUAUUUGGAUGAUUAUUACCAUGAUGGUAAUGAUAACAAAGACGAGGAAGAUAAGAAUAAAGACACCAAUUCGAAUGAUACCAAAGUUGCAGAUCCAAACAACAAUGAUGAUGGAGCUCAAAAGAAUAAAGACGACAAGGGAAAAGAUGUUAAAGAAGACGAUCAUAAAAAAAAUAAAGAGGAGGGUGACAACAAUUCUAAUUCAGAUAAAAAUGAAGAUCAUGACAAUGGAAAUCUAGCUCAAAAUGAUGAUGAGUAUGAUGAUGGUAAUGAUGACGAAGACGUGGAAGAUAACAAAGUUCCAAAUCCAAACAACAAUGAUAAUGAAGCUCAAAAUGACAAUAUGGGACAGGAUAUUAAAGAAAACAAAGAGGAAGGUGACAACAAAUCUAAUACAGAUAAAAAUGAAGAUUAUGACAAUGAUAAUCUAGCUCAAAAUAAUGAUAAAGAUAAGGAUGUUAAUGAGGAUAAUAAUAAAAAGACUAAAGCACACGAUGAUGAGCAUAAAGACAAGAAUUCGAAUGUUGACAGAGUUCCAGAUACUAACAAAAAUGAAGAUCAUGCUACCGAUGAAGACGUGGAAGAUAAGAAAAAAGACACCAAUUCGAAUGAUACCAAAGUUUUAGAUCCAAACAACAAUGAAAAUCAUAAUAGUAUAGACGACAAAGGGAACGAUGUUAAUGAAGACGACGAGGAUGCAAAUUAUGACUAUGAGUAUAAAGAUGAUGAUAAUAAUGACGAUUAUGAUGAUGAAGAGGAUGAUGAUGGUGGUGACGAAGAUGAAGAAGAGGAUGACGAUGAAUAUAAUUAUCAAGACGAUGAUUAUGAAGACGAUGGCGAAGAUGAAGACGACUAUGAAGGCGAAGAUGACGGCGAGUAUGAAAAUGAUAAUGAAAACUAUGAAAAAGAUGAGAACAAAAAGGAAAAUGUGCUUUAUAUAUUUGACAAUAUUGUAGAAUUUAUAACGAAUUAUUUCUAAUAAAUUGCAAUUUCAAUUUGUUUGAAUAAUAUAUUUCA
Messenger RNA from Lucilia cuprina (Australian sheep blowfly), 1679 nucleotides. RefSeq lists its product as uncharacterized. The record is from RefSeq and is a predicted model, not a curated record. NCBI's taxonomy places the organism in Eukaryota, Metazoa, Arthropoda, Insecta, Diptera, Calliphoridae. The coding region runs from base 37 to 1641 and encodes 534 amino acids. The transcript has a single exon.